Molecule: messenger RNA, 10658 nt
Organism: Drosophila subobscura
Lineage: Eukaryota; Metazoa; Arthropoda; Insecta; Diptera; Drosophilidae
Gene: wb
Product: laminin subunit alpha-1
Exons: 15
Coding region: 1-10167 (3388 amino acids)
Biological process (GO): axon guidance
Cellular component (GO): basement membrane
Source: RefSeq, a predicted model, not a curated record
AUGCAAAUCAGACGGCACCUGGUCCGGGGGUCCUUGGGCUUGAUCCUGAUUCUGGUGCUGUUAGCCAUCGACUGCCAGGCCAAGCGGCCGGGCAAGCGAUUGCACGGCCUGUCCCCAGCCCAACUGCUCAAGGAAUUUGAGCUGCCACUCAACAAUGGCUCCCAGGAGCUGUCGCAGAGCAUUGUGUCCUGGACAGGAGCGCGCAUCCAGCAGAAGAGCCAGAGGAAGCAGUCGACGCAAUCAAUGCGGCGGCGGAAAACCAAGAGUGGCCUCCUCAUAGAAAGUAACAUUACAGAGGACGAGUCAACGUCGACGGUGACUUCAUCAUCCUCAUCGGAGUCGCUAGCCAAGAAAAAGUCAUCGCAGCGUCGCCGCAACGGGCGAUUGCAGCGGCCAGGCGGAGGAGCUGCCAGACCGAAUGCCAAUGCCCUGCGUUUGCUCAACAGCCAGCAAGCCGAUGAUGUGUCCGCUGGCGUUGGAUCAUCAUCCAGUUCGGGAGGCCUCUAUCCCCCGCUCUUUAAUGUGGCACCUCGGGCCUCGAUCACAGUGAAUGCCACGUGUGGACAGAACGGGGCGGAGGAGUACUGCAAGCUGGUCGACGCCUAUCCCCAUAGGAACUGGGCCAAGCAGUGCGGCACCUGCAAUGCCCACUCCUCGGAUCGGGCCAAGCAGCGGCCCAUCGAGUCGCUAAUCUCGCCCGGUUCCGGCUUCGAGGAGAUCUGGUGGCAGUCCCCGACGCUUCAGGGUGGCCGUCACUUCGAGUAUGUGACCAUCACACUCGAUCUAAAGCAGACCUAUCAAAUCUUCUUUGUGAUGUUAAAGUCGGCAAACUCGCCGCGACCCGCCUCUUGGAUACUCGAAAAGUCGCUGAAUGGCAUCGACUACGAGCCCUGGCAGUACUUUGGACUGAGUGACGCAGACUGCCGGCGCCGCUGGAAUCUCUCCGGAGAGAAUGGCAAAUAUGUCUUUCAGAACGACACCGAAGUCAUAUGCUCGACACAGUUCUCGAAGCCUUUGCCCCUGGAGAACGGAGAGCUGCAUGUUUCACUGCUGAAGAAUCGUCCCGGAGCCAUGGACCAGAGCCCAGAGCUCAUGCAGUUCAUAACCGCUCGCUACAUGAGGAUUCGGCUGCAGGGAAUGCACUCCACUGCGAAUCUGGACAACAGCGUGGACUGGCUGCUCGACUCGCCGUCGUUGGAGAAGCGCAGCUUCUACUCCCUCAAGCAGCUGCGGGUGAGUGCCCGACUGGACUGCCACGGACAUGCGGACCGAACCCAGGAGACGACGGGUAGCCCAGUGGUGCAGUGCGUCUGCCAGCACAACGCUUGCGGAAUGCAGUGCGAGGAGUGCUGUCCUCUGUUUCAAGAUCGACCCUAUCGACUGAGCGAAGAGUGCGAGAUCUGUCAGUGCCAUGGCCAUGCCGAAAGCUGCUCCUACGACUCCUUCCUGGACAAGGGCAUCUGCCAGGGCUGUGCGAACCACACGGCCGGCAAUGAGUGUGAGUUCUGCGAGAGUGGAUAUUACAGGGAACUAGGCUCCGGCCUCACGGAACCUUGUGUGGCGUGUAGCUGCGAUCCCAGCCGGUCUACUGGGAGCUGCCAUCCGGAGGGCGGCCACUGCAAUUGCCUGGAGGGCUUCCGGGGCAAGCGGUGCGAGGAGUGCGCUCCAGGCUACUACGGAGAGGAGUGCAAGCCGUGCGAGUGCGAUGAGAGGGGAACCCUCUCCUCCGACAGCUCCUGCUCCGGCAAAUGUCAGUGCAAGCUCAAUGUGGAGGGGGAGGCAUGCUCCGAGUGCGCUGCCGGGUACUUUGAUUUGAGCGAAGAGAACCCACUGGGCUGUACCAGCUGCUGGUGCUCCGGUGUCUCCGAUACCUGCCACAGUGCCAGGCUCCAGACACUGGCCUUCGAGACCCUCAACGAUUGGAAGCUCACGGACAUACAGCGGAAGCAAUGGUUUCCCAUAUCUGUCGAUGCGGAGAAGGGCCUGACCUUUGGCAAUGAACCGGACGAACUGGAGGCCAUCUACUGGCAGGCACCCCUGGGAUACUUGGGCAAUCGCUUGACCAGCUACGGGGCCAGGCUGCAGCUGCUGCUUUCGUGGGUUGUGAUGCGCGGCGACACCUCGGGAAAGUCCUCAACGGGACCCAAUGUUAUUUUGUGCGGCAAGAACGGGCUGAAGAUCGGCUAUGCCGAUGACUCGUUCGUGGGACUGGAGGCCAGCCUGAAUGUGACACUAACGGAGGAGGGCUGGUACCAUGUGCCGCCCGCCAUCAAAGACAUCAAGACCAGACUCAGGCGAACCGAGGGCGGGGAGUAUCAUGGGGAGUCGGUUACCCGCACCCAGUUCCUCUCGGUUCUCGUUUCCCUUGAGGCCAUGCUCAUCCGCGCCGCCUUCCACACCGACCAGGUGGAGACCUCGCUGGUGCGGGCUGUCAUCUACUCAGGCGGCGUGGAGCUGGGCGCCCAGGCUUCCACACAGGUGGAGCAGUGCCUCUGCCCGGCCGGCUACACGGGACUCUCUUGCGAGGGCUGUGCCUUCGGCUACAAACGCAUCUAUGAGAACUCCACGGAGCACCAGCUGCUGAGCAAGUGCAUCCCCUGUCCCUGCAACGGUCACUCCAACUCUUGUGAUCUGCAGAGCGGCAACUGUGGCGAUUGCAUGCACAACACAUUUGGCGAACGCUGCGAGCGUUGUCAGCUUGGAUUUUAUGGAAACCCUCUGCAGGGUACGCCUCACGACUGCAAGCGUUGCGCCUGUCCACUGCCCGAGGAGUCGAACAACUUCUCGCCCAGCUGCCAGCUGAAGAGCUACAACUACAUGGACCUGAAUCCUCAGUUCGAGCUGAUCGAGCACGCGGAAUACAUUUGCACGCAGUGCCCGGAGGGUUUCACCGGCGACCAUUGCCAGGUGUGCGACGAUGGAUACUUUGGCGAUCCGAUGCAGAUAGGCAGCAGCUGCCAGCGCUGCGACUGCGCUGGAGGACCGUGCAACGUGACCACCGGCGCCUGCAUCACGUGCAGUGGCAACACCGAGGGCUGGCACUGCGAGCGAUGCAAGUUGGGCUACUGGGGAGAUCCUGCCGUCGGCUGUGAGCCCUGCCUCUGCCAUGCCGAGGGAUCGGAGAGCGGUCUCUGCGACAGCACAGAUGGUCAGUGCCUGUGCAAGCCGAGAUUCGCCGGACAGAAGUGCGACGAAUGCGACACGGGCUUCGCCCACGUGGACCUACGCUGUCCGCCGUGCAGCUGCGAUACCCUGGGUACUGCUACCCCUGACACGUGCGACCAACUGACGGGUCAGUGCCAGUGCAAGGUGGGCGUCAUUGGUGUCAAGUGCCAUGAGUGCCAGGAUGGAUACUUUGGCAUGAACGUGGAUGCCCAGCAGCUGGAGGAUCUGGCUGCGCUGCAACUAGCCGAAGACGAUGCCGACUGGGAGCUGGUGGCCGAAACCGAUGAUCCAACGGAUGCCCCCACGGUGGCCUGCGAGGAGUGCCACUGCAGCAGCGUGGGUUCCCUGUCCGCAGCCUGUGAUAAGCGUUCAGGACAAUGCGCCUGUCUGGCCAAUGUGACGGGCAGACGCUGCGACAAGUGCCGUGCGGGCCACUGGAAUCUCACGCAAGGCGUCGGAUGCCACGACUGCCACUGCGACCCGCACGGAUCCCGUGGCGACGAGUGCAAUCCGUGGACGGGUCAGUGCGACUGCAAGAUCGGAGUGGGUGGCCAGCACUGCAAUGAGUGCACCGAAGGCUUCUUCGGCUUCAGCACCGAGGGCUGCCAGCGUUGCUCGGCGUGCACGGCGGAGGGUCAGGUGUGCGACUCACACAACGGACGCUGCAUUUGCCCCAAGUUCACCCGCGGACUGGGCUGUGGGCAGUGUGUGCCCGGCACGUGGGGCUGGCAGGCGCGUCUGGGCUGUCGGGAGUGCGAGUGUGAUCACAUUGGCUCCAUUGGCCAGCUGUGUGCUCCAGCAGACGGGCAGUGCCAGUGCCGCGAGGGAUAUGCGGGCAGAAGCUGCGACUCCUGCGCCGCGGGCUACUUUGGCUAUCCGGAGUGCAGGCGCUGCGGCUGCGAUGCGGACGGUUCCUUCACGCGCUCGGAUGGCUUGAUUGCCUGCGACUCGAAUGGCCAGUGUCCGUGCAAGAGUCUCGUGGUGGGUCUCAAGUGCGACACCUGCAUGCAGAGCACCUUCGGGCUGUCCGCCCUCAACCCAGAGGGAUGCACGCGUUGCUUCUGCUUUGGUCGCUCCGGUGAGUGCCAGCAGAGCGAGUUGUCCUGGGGCCACAUUCGCAUGCCCGAGUCACGGAACCUCAGUGUCCAGCAGAUACGUCCCCAGCACGUGCCGAGCGGGGAGUACGAGUACAUUGUGGUGGUCCAGAUGGAGGGCACCGUCUUCCAUCGCGAGGAUGCGGAAAUUCAGCGCAUGAACGACCUGAGUCUGGUGCCGCGAUCGACAGGCAAUGUGUCCAUCGGUGCCUACGGACAGUUCUACCAUCCGCUGUACUUCCAGCUGCCUCCACAGUUCUACGGGGAUCGCACCAGCAGCUAUGGUGGCUAUCUGUACUUUUCUUUAAUAACCGAAGGCGCUCACACGCCACUGGAGCGCAAGGUCCUCUCCCAGUAUCCGCUGGUUCAGCUCCAUGCCCACUCGAAGCUGCUGUUGGACUUCUAUGAGUACGAGGAGUUCGAGUACUCUCUGAAUGUGACACAUCGCGUGCCGCUCCACGAGUCCCUGUGGAAAUAUCAUCACAAUAAUCAGGCCGUCGAUCGGGGAACCCUCAUGGCAGCGCUCCAAAAUAUUCGCCACAUUUUCAUACGCGCCUUCGCCUUUGCAGAUUUCCAGGAAGUUGUCCUUCAGAAUGUGCACAUGGAUGCGGCCAUCUAUGUGGAGGGCUCCACCAACCUCAUAGCCAAGGGUGUGGAGCGUUGCAAGUGCCCCAAGCGCUUUGAUGGUUUGUCCUGCCAGGACCCUGGGCGCUCCUUCUAUCGUUGGCGCAACACCAGUGAUGUGGACAGCGUCUUCAUUGAGGAUCUAAUUGGACGUGCAGCUCCCUGCCAUUGCAAUGGACGCAGCACCGAUUGUGACAAAGAGACGGGCGUCUGUCAGAACUGUCGCGCAAACAGUGGCGGAGAUCAUUGCCAGCAAUGUGCCGAGGGCUUCUAUGGCGAUCCCAACUCCCCGCACGGCUGCCAGGCCUGCCCCUGCCCCGAAACCAAUCGCAACUUUGCCCGCGGCUGCAAUGUCUGGGACGGGGAAGUGAGUUGCGUCUGCAAGCCCGGCUACACGGGCAGAUUGUGCGAGCGCUGCCAUCCCGGCUACUUUGGCAAUCCCACAAUGUAUCCCAAUAGCAGCUGCCAGGCCUGCAAUUGUAAUGCGGACGGAAUCCGAGCCGAGGGCUGUGACUCGGAGACGGGUCAGUGCUAUUGCCGUGAGGGUGUCACGGGCCUCAAGUGCAGCAAAUGUCUGGCGGAACGGCAUCAUGUGGUGGAGAAUGGAUGCAAAGUUUGCGACAAUUGCACGCUCUUGCUCCUCGACUAUGUUGAGCUGGUGGGCCAUAAGCUGCGUCGCGGCCUGCACAACAUGGAUCUGACGGGAAUACCGGCUCCCUAUCUCAAGUUGUCUGAGUACGAGCGCGGCUACGACACUUGGCGUGGGCGGCAGCAGGACUUUAGCCAGGCGCGGCAGCUGCUGCAGGACUAUGAUACGGCGAGUGUCCUCAAGCUGGAUGCCCAUGCUGAGAAUAUGAAGUUCAAGUCGCGCAAGGCGCUGUCCACGAUUGGCAAGAGGCAGUUUGCUCUCAAGGCCAUGCAGGAUGAUGCUUUGGUGCAGCAACACGAUGUGGGAUUGGUUCGGGCAGAGAUACUCCAGACGCUGCACGAUUUGCGGAGCUACGGCAUGGGAGCACAGCAUCUCAGUCUGCCGACGGCUUUGAAACAGGCCCGUUUCUAUCUGCAGGCUAUUCAGGAGCAUCAUCAGGGCAUUCAGGGCAUACGCAGCACCAAUGAGUGUGCCUGGCGGCACUUCUAUGUCUCAGGCAACGCCUCGGAUGCAGCGUUCGAUGAGCGGGGACGCCUGGAGAUGCUCUGGCGAGAUCUGAACCAGACCAACCAUCGUGUGGUGGACAUGCGACUGCAGCUCGAUCGCACCCUUGAGGUGGAGGGCGAGGCGGAGGACAUUGUGGAGCAUGUACGCAAUCUCAGUGGCCACACGGCCGAGGCGCAUCAGGAGCUGAACGAGCUGGGCCAACUCAUUGGACGGCAUCUCAAUCAGAGCUAUCUGGACCAGGGUGAAGUGCUGGCGAGGCUCACUCUGGAGCGGCAGUCUCUGCUGAGCGAACACCUCAACCAGCUGGACGGUUCGGCUGUGCUCCUCAAUGCCACGCUCGACGUCACGUUCGAGCAGCAGCGGGAGGUGCGCAAACACUGGCUGCCCAAGGCGGAGAAGCACGCGGAUCGUCUGCUGGAGAGAUCGAACGAGUAUGCACGGCAGUUCCAGCCCACGAGGAAUGGGGCACGCAUUGCCAUGCUGGCCAGCUCGGCGCACAGCAACAUAACGAAGGCGAUCAACGAUGCACGUCAGGGCUCGAUGCUGGCCAAGGAGCGGGUCUACGAUGCUCAGCGAACGCUUUAUCCCAGCGAUGGCAGCUCCAUGAUUGAGCGGGCCAAGCACUCGCUGCACCGCUCCAGGCAGCUGCAGCAGGAGGCCCUCAAGCAGAUGCACAAGUCCAAUGUGCUCAAGGAGAAGUUGCACCAGCAGCAGGAGCAGGUGGAGGGCAUCAAGGCGACCAUCUUCGAGUCUGGGCUGCGCACCAACAACAUCUCUGGCCAGCUGCAGACCCUCACGGACAGUUCGGCUCGUCGUCAUGCCAAGGAGAGCCUGGAUCUGGCACGCAGAACCGGCGAGCAGAUGCGCGCCGAACUGCGCAAGGCCAAGGAGAUGCAGGAGUCCAUUCAGAACAUGCGCAAAUCCUUCACCAAGCUGGAGCCCGACUGGGACAUCAAGCUGGGAAUGGCACAGGAAAAUAUAUCCCUAACCAAGACCAAUCUGCGACUGGCCAACGUGUCGCUCAGCUACCUGGAGCAGCAGGCAUCCAAGGAGCAGCAAGUGUUCGAGGCGUGGAACAGCAGCAUGGCCAAGCAGCUGCAGCAGCUCAGGGAUCAGAUAGCCAAGGCCAGGCAUGCAGCACAAGCGAUCGAUGUAUCAUUGGAGUCUUUGGGUCCCAAGUGCAUUCGCUCUUAUCUGCCGGCGUCUUAUGGUCUGAGCACCUCCAACAAUUUGCGUCUCAGCUUCGCAUUGGCCAACCACAUUGAGAGCUCCCCGCUGAUCCAAGUGGAAGGCAGUGAGGGUCGCCACAUCACGCUGGAGUUGUACAAGCGCCGUGUGCGUCUUGUGUGGAAUCUGGGUGGCACCACGGCCACCGUCACCCAUCCCAUGGUGGUGCAGACGCGCGAUCCCAAGUACGACGAUGCCUGGUACCAUGUGGAGGCCAAUCGAACGCUCAAUCUGGGCAGCUUGGUGGUGCGACGAAUGAAUAACUAUGGCGAGCUGACACCCAGCAAUCCGGUGACCAUCACGGGCUCCACCGACACCGAGCACACGCGCAUCUAUCAGUCGCGAAACGAUCGCAUAUCCCUGGGUGGCUUCGCUUCGAGGGAUUUGCAGCUGACGCCUGGCCUCAAUGUGGUCGUGCACCAGGUGGAGGUGGACAACAAGCCGCUGGGCCUGUGGAACUUUGUGGACAGCGAGGGGCGUUGCGGUGGCUCCAUGAUCGGCGCACGCGAAUCCUCCGCCUCAUCGACGGCGCGGCACUUCAAUGGACUCGGCUAUGCCCAGCUGAUGAAGACCCGUCCACGGCCAUAUCGUAAAAAUCUUUUCUCUGUGCAGAUGACCUUCCGUACGCUGGACGAGAAUGCGUUGCUCUUCCUGGCGGUUGAUGACAAGAAUAACCGCUCGGUGUCGGUAACAUUGAGCCGUGGCCGCAUCAUGUUCCGCAUUGACUACGGCGACGAGUCCAAGCUGGAGAUCAACACCACCAAAAAGUACAAUGUGGGUCAGUGGAUCAAAAUCGAGGCCGCCCGCGAGUUCUCGGCCAAGCGGAGCACAGAGAACGGCAUGCUGCGUGUGAACAACGAUCGUCCCAUCUCCGGGGCACCCACACUGCCUGUGAAUGCACAACUGCUGCCAGAUUUGUCCAAGGCUGUUUACUAUUUGGGUGGAGUGCCGCCGGGAUUCACAUCGGGCACGACCAAAGCUCCGGGCGCUGAUAAUCCCUUCCUGGGCUGCAUGACGGAUGUUCAGGUGAACGGCGAGACGUACGAUCCCCUGGAGAGCUCCAGCUACUUUGGCGUAGAGCCCUCCUGCAAGGACAUGAUUACAAAGGCUGGUUUCUCGGGCAAUGGGUAUCUGGAGCUGCCAUCCCAGUCGCUCAGAAAGCGCUCGAACACUGCGCUGGUCUUCCGCACCCUGCAACCCGACUGUCUCUUGCUGCUGGCCGCCUAUCCGCCCGAGGUGCUUGUCGACUACGAUGACAAGGACAUCAAGGGCAACUAUUCAAUGAGCCUGGUGGAUGGCCAGCUGCACGUGUGGCUCAACUCUGGCCGCAGCUUUGUCAAGAUGUCCUCCAACAUCAGUCAGCUAAACGAUGGCGAACUGCACGUCAUAAACCUGAUAAAAACGGGUCGCAAGCUGGAGCUGAUGGUGGACGAUGAGCUGCAAGAUGUACGCAGCCUGAGCGGCAGCCCAACGGUCAUAAGUCUGCCCCGUGAGGCGGGCGGCCUCUACAUCGGCGGAGCUCCGCCGCAUGAAAGCUUCACGCCGCUGGCGCCCACCUUCGUCAAUCUGGAAGGCGCCAUUCGGGAUGUUGUGUUCAACAAUCGGACAGUGAACUUCAACGAUGCGUUGACCUUUUCGAAUGUUCAAAUCGGACGCAAUGGUCCGCUGAUGGGCAGUCUCAAGGGUGGACUCUACGAUGUGUUUCUGAAGACGGAACCGAUGAUCGGAAAGAGUUUCACAGCCUCGCCGGAGGGCUGCAAGCGGAUCGGCAGCUACUCCUAUGAGCCGAACGCCUUCAAGUUCGGCGACGAGAUCUACAGCUACUCGCAGCUGAAGCUGCCCGAGCGUCACUUCUGGCAGCGCAACUUCCGCCUGAGCUUCGACUUUCGCUCCUUCUAUCCCAAUGGCAUGCUCUACCUUUCGCCCGGCAGCAAGGAGAAGCCAAAGCACUAUGUGGUGCUCCUCCUCAAAGACGGACAGCUGCUCCUGAUUGUGCGCGGUCGUCGACGCGAGGAGCUCCAGCUCACCGCGAAGCUGAACGAUGGCGAGUGGCAUCGGGUGACUGUUAGCUGUCAUGAGCGCAAGGUCACCAUGUCGGUGGAGAUUGGCCGAACGGACCAGAAGACAUCCGCCCAGAUGAAGCUGCCGAAGAAGAUUGGCGCCUCGCAGCUGCUGCUGGUCGGCGGCCUGCCCCAGGCCCCAGUCAAGGUGGCAUCGGAGCUCUACAUGCGACUGGAGCCCUUCAAGGGCUGCCUGCGACGCGUGACCAUCAACAAUAGCACCCAGGAUCUGGCACGUCCCGGCAAGCACUCGAAUGUGGGACAAUGUUUUCCCACUGUCGAAAGAGGCAGCUACUUCCCAGGCGAUGCCUACGCCAUCUACAAGAAAAACUUUCAUGUGGGAAAAUAUCUUGAUCUGGAAACGGAAUUUCGCACCUCGGAAUUAUCGGGAAUAUUGCUGAGUGUGUCCGAGCCGAGUGGAUUCCCAGCCCUCUCGUUGGAGCUGCACAACGGCAAUAUCGUUUUCUCCUGCGAUCUGGGAGAUGGAAUGCCGCUGCGUCUGGAGUCGUCGUUGCCUGGGAAGUAUGCCCUGUGCGACAACAAGUGGCAUAAUAUUUCGGCUCUCUACGAUGGCGAGCAGAUUGUGCUGCGAAUCGAUCAACUGCCAGCCGUCAUCAGUGCUGGAAACCAACGGAACGCGGGCAAAGUGCAAACCCGUUCACCCCUCUACAUAGGCGGGCUGCCAGAAGUGGCGCCCAGCGGCUCGCUGCUGUCUAGGGAGAACUUCAAGGGCUGCAUCCGCAAUGUGUCCAUACGCAACGAGAAGCGUGACUGGAUCGAUAUGGACGAUCUGCGCAAUGUCCUGCUCAGCGAGUGCCUCGUGUCCAGCGAUGAUAGCUGAAAGAACUGUCCGGCCGCCGUCCGGGGCGUUUCUGGUUCCUGGUUGACGACACACCAAAACUUUUUCCAAAUGUAUUGUGAUCAAUAACGAGUUUUAUAGCCUAUCACUGCCAUAUAAGUUAGCCUUAGCCUAGGAUUAGCUUUUUUGUAUAUCUCAACUCAAACUUAUCUUGGAACUUUCAUUGCCAGUGACUGCAUUUUCAAAUCCACCAUCUGAUUUUAUUUUAUUUUAUUUAUUUCGCUUAUUUACCCCAGUUGAACUUACCGUUUCCAUUCUCAUUCUUAUUUAUUUAUUUUAUGUUUUAAAAGAGGCUUUAAGUUUGUAUUUCCUUUCAUUCGAUUCCAGCGAAUCUCCUAUUUGUACAGUCCACAACGAGAUACUUACCACCCAUUAAGUAGAAUUAGUUAAUACUACUUUCAUUUGUACAUAGAAGUGGCCAUUUAGCUUUUAAGCAUCAUAACAUUUACACGUAGGAUCUACCACGUGGCAUC